GGCUGUCUAAUGGUGGAGUCGGAAAACGGGAGGGGAAGCAGUUUUGAGGCUCCAAGUCACCGCGAUGUGUCGCAGUCGCACAGGGAGCAUAAGAAUACACACUUCGUGGGGGAGACGUUCCUCUGCCCUCGCCUCGAAGAUGUCGCUGAGCACGCACUAAAAAAAAAAAAAGUAAAUAAAUCCGGAUGGCGAAGAAUCCCAGCAUGCUGCAGAACUUGCGACGGAAGCUGCGGCGGGACAAGACGGAUGUGGGGAAAAAAGGCUCCCCCGCCUCCCGUCUGGACGUCAUCGACCACCGCCUCAGCUCCUCGGUGCCCGACAUCAGGGACUUGAAGCGGGAUGUGUACCACACCGUUUCUUCCUCGCCUUACCUCCGCAAGAGUCCCGCGCCCUACCACAGCAGCCCUACCACGCCACUGGCCCAUCCUGGUGGCUUAAGGAUGGGAGGGGGAGGAGGAGAAGGUGUCUCCACGGGGAGCGAGCACACACUGAGCGUGCCUGCAGAUUGCACGGACUGGGCGUCCUCUCAGGAGUCGUUCAACAGCAUGCACAUGGACGACGGAUCCUCAGUCUGGCGACGGGUGUCGCCCCAAGGCGGCGGCGGCGGCGGUGGCGGUGGUGGAAUGGAGGCCGAGGAGCUGGCCUUGCCUGAAAUGAUGACCGUAUACAGCCCAGACGGUGCGGACGACAACUUGCAGGGUGACAUGGAGUCUUCCAGUGUCUUUGAGGGCGGCAGAGAGUCUCUGAACUCCUUCCUGCUCACCAUCAACCUGAAGGAGGGGCACAACCUGGUCAUCAGGGACCGCUGCGGCACCAGCGACCCGUACGUGAAGUUCAAACUGGAGGGGAAGACCAUCUACAAGAGCAAAGUGAUCCUCAAGAACCUGAACCCCGUGUGGAGCGAGAACUUUUCCAUCCCCGUCCGGAACCUCAGUCAGUGGCUCUACGUCAAGGUGUACGACCGGGACUUGACCACCGACGACUUCAUGGGCUCGGCCAGCGUCCUCCUCAGUGACUUGGACCUGGACAAGGUAAACGAGCUGUGUCUGCGUCUGGAUGACCCCAACAGCCUUGAGGACGACAUGGGCGAGAUUGUGCUGGACAUGAGCCUCAAGCGCAGAGAUGGAGACAGCCGACGCGGACCACGCUGGCCACAAAUCCGAAAACGCAGUAGUCGGAGCAUGCGGCUGUCUGAGGCCCAGAGGAAGAGUCAGCUGUGGAGUUCAGUGGCCAAGGUGACCCUGGUGGAGGGUCAGGAUGUUCCCAUCGACUCGCCGACUGGCCAGCUCUUUGUCCGCUUUCGACUGGGCGAGCAGCGAUACAAAAGCAAGAAUGUCGACAAGGUGUCCAGGCCUCAGUGGAGGGAGAAGUUCACCUUGAAUCAAUUCCUGGACGGCACCAGCAUCCUGGAAGCGGAACUUUGGUCCAAAGAGGGACGACGAGCUGAGGAGUGUUUGGGAAUGUGUGAGGUGGAUCUUUCGGGCGUCCCCCCAGAUGAGAGGCAGCUGUUUACGCUAUCGUUGGACUCGGGCCGAGGACGUCUGGUCUUUCUGGUCACGAUCAGCUCCUGUAGCGGGGUCUCCAUCGCGGACCUCUCCGCGGCACCCCUCGACGAGCCGGCGGAGCACAAGAAUAAGCUGGACAACUACAGUCUUCCAAGGUCCUUGAAGAACCUCAGCGACGUGGGCUUCCUCCAAGUCAAAGUCAUCAGGGCGUGCGACCUGCUGGCUGCUGAUCUCAACGGCAAGAGCGACCCCUUCUGCGUUUUGGAACUCUGCAACGACAGGCUGCAGACUCAUACCGUCUACAAGAGUCUCCAGCCGGAGUGGAACAAAGUCUUCACCUUUCCUGUCCGGGACAUCCACGAGGUUCUGCUGGUGACCGUCUUUGACGAGGAUGGAGACAAAGCUCCAGACUUCCUGGGGAAAGUGGCCAUUCCUCUACUCUCGAUCCGAAGUAGGCAGCAGAUCAUCAUGCCCCUGAAGAAGGACGACCUGGGCGGCCUGAUCAAAGGCAACAUCACGCUGGAGCUGGAGAUCAUUUACAAUCCUAUUCGAGCCAGUAUAAGAACAUUCCAACCCCGGGAGAUCAAAUUCAUGGAAGAUAAUCCCAAAUUUUCCAAAAAGGCUCUGGCCAGGAACGUGCAGCGAGUGCAGGCGCUCUACCGGGCCAUCAGGUCCACGCUGCAGUACGUGAAAAGCUGCUUCCAGUGGGAGAGCGUCCAAAGGAGCCUGCUGGCCUUCGCGGUGUUCCUGUUGAUGGUGUGGCACUGGGAGUUCUACAUGUUUCCCCUUAUCCUGGUUCUGCUCAUCUCAUGGAACUACUUUCAGAUCUGCUCCGGACAUGCCAAUCAAGACCUGAGCUCUAUGGACGUUGGUGACGAAGAGGAGGAUGACGAGAAGGAAAAUGAGCGCCGGGGUCUCAUGGAGAAGAUCCACAUGGUGCAGGACAUCGUCAUCAGCCUUCAGAACUUCCUGGAUGGGGUGGCAAACUUUGGGGAGAGGAUUAAAAACACAUUCAACUGGUCCGAGCCCUUCCUGUCCAGUCUGGCUUUGCUCUUCUUUGUCACGGCCACCGUGCUCACGUAUUACAUCCCGCUGCGCUACAUUGUCUUGAUAUGGGGCAUCAACAAAUUCACCAAGCGAUUGCGCAAGCCUUUCGCCAUAGACAACAACGAGCUGAUCGACUUUCUGAGCAGGGUACCUUCGGAUGUGCAGAAGGUCCAGUACAGUGAGCCAAAAGGUGUCAAGAAAAAAAAGUCAACGUAAACCAACAAAGACUGAGGACCCGCCCACCUCCUUUCUUUGUUGAUGACUUUGGAAUAAUUUUUUUUUAAUGUACUUUCUACUUUUAAGUACUGUAACCGCACGACAGCAAAGUACACACUUGUUUACUUUUGGAUGUGUUACUUCAACUAUUUGAUGUUUUAUUUCCUGUUUUUGCGCACACACACACACACACACACUAAUUAUUUAUUAUUGCCUGGCGACCUAAGAGCAAUAAAUGCAGUCAUUCCGCUUGGUGAUGGUACCCGUCCAUUCCAGCCCUCCGUCCCUCGUCCCAGCGUGACCUUUGGGCGGCGCCAUUAGCAAAAUUGAUCCAAACAAAAUCGCGAGGUAGUCUGUCUUGAAAAUAUUUGAGUGUGAGUAAAAAGUUGAGAAUAUACACGCGAUGAUACAAGGACUUUGAAAUCAAUCAUUUGAAGUAAUAAAAUCUGCGCCGGAAUAUUAUGUCAAUAGUUGUCUUGUAAGAUGGGGUCCGUAUUUCACAAAUAAAUUCAUAGUUCUGCUCAUAAGAGAAAGAAAAGUGGCAAUUUUAUAAGAAAUUAAUGCCAUGAAUACAAAGUUAUAAUGUUACGGUUGUAAUUUUGAGAAAGCGUAAUGUGGAGCAGGGUUGCGAUACGAGAGUAAAAAUUAUUACAUUUUUAUGAGAACCAAGUUGUGCUAUCCGCUAAUUCGUGAAUUUGUGCUCGCCACGCGUCACCUUCCCAAAGUCGCGACAGAAGGCGCAACGGCGUAAUCGACCCUCGCACCUCGGCGUCUCGUUAGUGUCGACGCCGCUGCUGAAUAUUAAUGAGCCACCAUCAAGGACGCGGCAAGGUCGCGUCAUUUUGACGCAUGUAGUGUAGACUCGACCGUAAUGAAGAUGAAAAUAUGGACCAGAUGCACAUUAGCAAGUCAAAUCACACCUUUAUGCGCCACAAACAUGGCCGCCGCGGUCGAGUCUCAGAGGACUUGUUCCGACGUCAGCCUUUGGUGUAUUAUCAUCAGCGACAUCAAUUACUACACAGAAAGGGCUUCAGGUACGCAAGCCGGGAACUGCCAAUGUGGAGUAACAUUUUUUUUGGACCGGCAAAUACAAUCAAAUGUAUUUAAAUAUUUGCGAAAGUACUUGGAAGUAUGUUCGAAUGUACCAUGGCUAUUGCACGUAUGCAAGUCAAGAUUUUUUGAAUGUAUUUUUGUUGUUGUUGUUGAAGCAUUUGGCCUCCAUUAUACCACUGCGUUCAAAUGUUAAGUAGACAUUUUUUGUAAUUUU
Messenger RNA from Hippocampus zosterae (dwarf seahorse), 4035 nucleotides. It is a transcript of the gene mctp2b, whose product is annotated as multiple C2 domains, transmembrane 2b. Lineage: Eukaryota; Metazoa; Chordata; Actinopteri; Syngnathiformes; Syngnathidae. Gene Ontology annotation, biological process: regulation of neurotransmitter secretion. Gene Ontology annotation, cellular component: synaptic vesicle membrane. Gene Ontology annotation, molecular function: calcium ion binding. The transcript has 22 exons. The coding region runs from base 186 to 2768 and encodes 860 amino acids. The record is from RefSeq and is a predicted model, not a curated record.